Nymphalis io (European peacock) is the source of this 1172-nucleotide messenger RNA. Its product is annotated as 3-oxoacyl-[acyl-carrier-protein] reductase FabG-like. Bases 49 to 843 code for a protein of 264 amino acids. The transcript has a single exon. Lineage: Eukaryota; Metazoa; Arthropoda; Insecta; Lepidoptera; Nymphalidae. The record is from RefSeq and is a predicted model, not a curated record.
GUGGUCAAUAGUUUAAUCAAUAUUCAUACACCAAGCACAGAGGUCGUGAUGGUUUUCUCUAAUAAAGUGGUUAUAUUAACUGGUGCAAAUUCUGCAUUAGCAGCAUCUACUGCAACACUUUUAUCUGGUUAUGGAGCUCAAUUGGUAUUAGUCAGUAGCAAUCCGGAUGAAGUUAAAAAGUUAUCGGAUGAAUUGAUAAGACCUCACGGUAAAAUUCCUUUAUUGAUAAUCGCUGAUGUUUCAAAAGAAGAAGACGUAAAGAAAGUUGAAAGAGAAACUCUUAAUCAUUUUGGUAAAGUCGAUGUCAUUAUAAACGCCUCAUGUGGAAUGGUAUCCGAUUGUAUUCUGAAACCAGAUCUGAAGGCAUUUGAUGAAAAUAUAAAUUUAAAUCUGCGUUCCAUGUAUAUAAUGACUACAACGUUCGCACGACAUCUAAUGAAAUCUAGAGGAAACAUUGUCAAUGUCGGAAGUAUUUUUAUUGAUACAGUAUUCUCUGGUCACGUUACCUACAAUAUAGCAAAAGCAGGCAUUGAAUAUUUAACGAAAACAUCCGCGUUAGAAUUGGCGAAUAAAGGUAUCAGAGUGAACUGCGUUAAACCAGGUUUUACGGAAUUCAACGUCACACCAAAGCUGUAUAAAUGUGAAGACAAAAAGCCUUGGGAAGAUGUGACAAGAAUGGUUCCGCUUGGAAAGUUAAUAAAUGGAAGAGAUAUCGCAGAAGCUAUAAUUUUCUUAGCAAGCGAUAAGGCGAAAAAUAUAACCGGUACCAGUAUUACUAUAGAUGGUGGGUUAGCUUUGAGUGGUACCACUACCAUUGAUAAGAUUCGAUCUGCUUUUGAUUAAUAACAAAUGAAGUAAUAUAUAAAAAAUGUGUAUAGAAGUCUGAGAUAAUUUUGCUAUCAUUAAUUGAAUGAUGAUGAUGAAAAUUUGUAUAACGUUUUGCUUUAACUAUAAAUUAACCCUUGAAUAAUAACGAAAUCAUCUCACUUUUUACCUCACGCUCUCUCUUUUAGCGAUCUUGGAAGAGAUCACUUAUAAGAGUUAAGACAGUCAACGAGUACGUAUGUCUUUUUAUGAUGAUAUGAAUCAUAUAAAGGUUUUCAUUGUGCAUAAAUAAUAUUAUAUUGAUUACAAAUGGGAUUAAAGGGUAGAAGUGCAGAAUUUCGGGCGCA